This is a messenger RNA of Porites evermanni, 10144 nucleotides long. Lineage: Eukaryota; Metazoa; Cnidaria; Anthozoa; Scleractinia; Poritidae. The record is from the annotation of a GenBank genome assembly.
UGGAGCUACUCCCCUGGGUCCAACCUGUAUUCACUCUGCAGUAUUCUUGAUAAUAUUCCUCAAGAACCAAACAACUGGUUGCUAAGCACACUCAUUGAUAUUCAAAGAAUCCAAAGAGUGCAAGUCACCAUUUUUUAUACGAUUGACCCCCCUUGUUCUAUCAAACCAAACGCCAAGUUUUGCAACGACUCCUUUGAUGUAUUUGUAUGGGAAUCUGAUAUAAAGGUCACAGCAGACAAAAUACCGAAUCCUAUAAAUAGCAACAGUUCUUACAGGAAACUUGUCACCAUCAGCGGGCCUACCGGUAGUCAAAGGACGUUACUAACAAUUCCACUGCAAGCUAAAAAGCAAUAUAUCGUUUUGGGGUUUCAUGAUCAAGUCGGCUGCGAAGUUUUGUAUUCCGUCAAGGUCACCUACAACGUAUGUCCUGCAACGACGCUCCAGGAUAAUUUGGUUUAUUUACCGGAAACUACAGCUCCAUCGAGACUCUUAGAGUCCAUCCCAGUGGAAGGAAUGUGUACUGCAGACUCCUCCCAUAUUCAGGGCAGUUUGAAUGUUUGGUGUGAAAGCAGCGGUCAGUGGAAUGCCAGUCAGUUUGAAGGGAAAUGCGUCUGUAAUGAAGACAUGGAAAAUGUUGGAGGGACAUGUUCAGGUACUGUUACUCAGUAUUCCUUUACAAAUUUAUGAAACGAUAACAGCCGUGGCAUAUUGAUCGUCAGCAUCCAUAGAUAUGGAUCGAAAUUAAAUAAGAGUUACGUAUACUAUUCGAGGGCUUCAUGACCCAACAAAAGCCAACAAAAACAAACAAAAAAAUAGUAGCAACAACAACAACAAAAACUGUCAAUGUGAUUGUACCGAGAAUGUAAAUAAUAUGACCAAGCUACCCAAUCACUACCAGUAAAUUUCAGGAUUUUAAAUUUAUUGAAUAGACAUUUAUUAUUCGACCUUAUUUUAUUUUUUUCUUCUUUUCAAUUUAUUAAUAGCUUGUUCAGAAGGAACGUACAACAACGGAAAAGGACUUAAUUGCACAGGUAUGAAAAUUCAAUUGCCGUCUUUUUAUACAGCUAUUUCGAGAAAUGCUCGCUAAAAUCGCGAAGGUAUUGUGGGUAGUUUUGAGUUCACUGUUCUUUAAAGAGACUCAGUGAAAGAAUGGCACGAGAGGCCAUUGACGUAUGUUGCAAGUGCUAAAUGAAAGCAACAAAUGUAACAGGUUCGACAGCUACAGUGUCGGGAAAAGUGUAUUGAUCAUAUGACAUAAUUAUUACCUUUCGGGAUUGCCGUACACUUUUUUUCCAACAAUCUUUCUCUAAAUAGCUAUGUAUUAUUAAUAAUUCCUUAUUCAGUCAGUCCGUCAAUUUGAUAAAUGAAUAAAUCAUACACUCAGUCUCCAGUCGAUUAAUAAGUCGAUCACGCAUAGAGUCAAACAUCACUUAGAGCAUGCACCAAUAAUUGUUUUUGCUUUGUUCGUUUUUGUUGGCCAGUUGGUUUGUUUCGUUUUCUGUCGUUUUGUUUUUGUUUUUGUAUUUUUUUUUACCUUUCCAUACGGCGAAACUCGAGAGAGAGUAUGAAAUCCUAAUAAAAACCUCUAUUUCUGCCGUUCGUCAUUUUUUGAUGUGUAAAAUGAUAGAGUAUAAUCAUAAAGUUACUCACCCACAGCUGAUAUUCACUCAUUUAUCUGCUGAAUCUUCUACAUCGUCACUUUUUCUUUUUCUUUUUUUUUUUUUUUUUGCGUAGUUCUCCCUUCAAACCCUAGAAAUAUUACCGUGCCCUUUGUGAACCAGAGUUCAGCUUUGAUACGUUGGCUUCCUCCUGUUAUACCGGGUGGCCAGGUAUUUUACGAAGUUGAGUGUAAAAGAACAUGCGAACUUAAUGGCAAGGACUGUGCUGAAGAAACCUGUGAUGACAAUGCAGGGUAUGUAUUCAAGGACAAAAUCUAUUCGACUAAAGUUAUGAUACCCGAGACAACGCGUGCACUUUCGGCAUAUGUAAACUAUACUUGCAAGAUCAUUGCCAGAAACAGAGUCAGUGAGAUGGCCAAAAGAAAACACAAGAUCGAAGCAAGCAGCGCUACGAUAAGCUUUAGAACAAAAGGAUCUGGUAAGUCAUGAUGGCAUUGCCCAGAAUGUUGCGACACAUCCCCUACUUAAAUGAACUCGCAUAAGCAUUCAGCUUACUAAAAAUGGUUGUUAACAAAAAAAUUAUGGAAUAAGAAAGAAAUCUGGCCAAAAGCAGUUAGCUCACCACUUUGAAUUACGAUGAAAGAUUUAUCAGUGGCCAAUAAAGUAAAAUCUUCUUGGUUUGCCCAGAUUCUUUCUGAGGGUAUGGGUUUCCUUCUACUGGUGAGGCCAGGUUACUCUGAAUCAGAUCGAUAACUCUCUCUAGUUAAGAGAUUAAAUGGGUGAAGUUGCUAUCACGGCCAAUCCUUGGCGAGCUCUGAUCGGACGUGGUUAGACGCGGAAAGCCAAGAAAAGGGCCAAUCUUCCUACCUCUGUUUUUUCUAAACUAUAAUCGAGUAGUCAUACUACCUUACCGUACCUUUCCUUAACUUACCUAACAAGGUCUAUUGGAGAUAGUUUAUUUUUCUUUGAGGGCCACUUGCCCGUCAGUUUUUACUGUCAUGUGUUACCCUCAUUAAAUAAAGUUGUACCCUACCUUACCACAGGAUACCAAGUACCAAAGGAUUUCCAGGAUUAGAAGUUGCGUUCUCAGUGCGUCGAACGGAAUAAUUGAGUAAAUGAUGCCGUUAUUGUGAUCGCAUUAGUAAAAAGUCGGUAGUUAUUUGUUGACACAUUUGUUUUUGUACGACAGUUCCUGGUAAACCAAAAGUGUCUGUUCAACAAGCGGGAGUCAGUGUUAUCUUGUUUUCAUGGGAACUAAAAUGUAAAAAUGGCCUAAUUGAGAAAUUCAUAAUGGCUUAUUUCAUUGUGGAUGACAAUUCUGAUGAACAAAUUGUGACCACAACAAAGACAAAACUGCAGAUUGAGAAUUUAGUGCCAGGGAAAACCUAUGAAUUUCAGGUAAGCUAUGUUGUUUAGAAUGUAUUUUUUGCUUCCAAAUUCUUAUGAGGGUGCAGUAGAAUCUUGAUUUAACGGACCUCUAUACACGAAGUCUUCGGUAUAACGAACGAUUUUCUUCACCCCGGCCGGCCAAAAUUACAGUAAAAUGUAUCGAACAGAACCUCGAUUUAACGAAAUAUAUGACAACGUUCUUUAGCUAGUACAAUUGUGCUGAAACAAUUAUUUCAAAGAUCGCCUUUUUUGUUUUCAGAUAACUGCAGUAAACAACUUUGGAAUAGGACCAAACGCUGUAAAGAGGUUCAAGAUUCCAAAAGAAUCAGGUGAAUCUAUUCAAACUGGUCUGUAAAACGUUAAAUCUAAAUUACUUUGGAGUUUUAGCCCUCUUUCUGCUUGAAACAGCAGGAUGGCCUUUCCGGCUGUACUUCAGUCCAAAAUUCAUGUUGCAUCGAUUCCGCAGUUAACACAAGAUAAUCUAAGAGAUUCCGAAUUCAAACUAGACUUAUCAAAUCUACUUACGAAGAUUUGCCUUUUGGAAGUCACUAUUACGGAACAGCCUAAAACCGUCAAUUUACAGUAAUUAGACUCUCUGGAAGAAAAAAAAAACAAAACAAAACAAAACAAAACAAAAACAAAAAACUAAAAAAAAAAAGGAAACAUAUACUCCCUUAAAAACGGAAGUUGAUGAACGUUUACAAUUCUAUUUCCGCCUUUUCUUUAUACUUUUAUUCUUCUUCUUUGUAUUUCUUUGCCAUUUUAAGACCAAUUGCUUGUAGGAGUUUUAACCUAACCGGGCCUCGUUACAGUCCUCGAUUAUUUAUGGUGAUUUCACUUUUUGCAAGAACACAGUUGAAACUUAUUACUAUUAGCUACUAUUUCAAUGUUUAUAACAUAACAUAACAUAAAACUUUAUUUAUACUCGAAUUUUAGAGUAGCUAACAAGCUAAUAUCUUCGAGCUGACACUACAUGAAAAUAAUAUAGAAAUAUAUAUAUAUAUAUAUAUAUAUACAUUAAAUGCAUUAUAAGAAAUAAUAAUAAAAUAAUAUUAAUAAUAAGAAGCACAUUUAAAAGAGAAAAUAUUAUUUACAAUUCAAAAUUUUAAGUUUAAGUAUAUCAGGCAAAAAGAAUCUACAUGAAGGUGACAAUCCUGUCUUUUGGUCUUAAAGUCUGCAAAAAUCUCUUGCUUGUGGAUUAAGCUGAUCAUAUUCAUUAUAAUUAUAUGAUGUAGUAGAAGGCUUAUCAUCCAAGGCAAAGAAGGUGAUUGGUGGCGUUGCUGGAGGUGGCGGUCUGUUGUUACUUGUUCUGGUCAUCAUUAUUGUCAUCAUUCUUCGCUUUAAAAGGUAUUGUAAAUUCAAUUCUCUUUAAGUAAAGGUAAUCUCCAUAAGAUGGACACCAACUCUUAACACUUUUUGUUGAGUCUCUGUCUAUAAGACUCUGGUAAGACGGUCAGCUUCUUAGAUGGUCUCUGUGGAGUGGAGGCAAUUACGGUUACCGGUUAUUAUUACUACAUUAUUACAUUAUUAUUACAUUGUACCCGCUAUCCGUCUUCUCACUAUUAUUGCUUUAUGUCUGCAUCUAAUAAUUACAAGUGUCUGUGCUUUAUUUUUUUUAAAUUUUAGGAGAGGUGGAACUAGCGAAGAAAGAGAAAAUAUGCUCUCACGGGGGCAAGGUAUGGUGGGAAAUCAAGACACUUGCCCUGUGGGUUACUGGGUGGGUUGGUAGGUGGGUUGAUUGAUGGGUGGGUGGGUAGGUCGGUGGUUAGAUGGAUGGAUGGAUGGAUGGAUGGAUGGAUGGGUUGGUGGAUGGGUGGGUGCAAGAGCCAUUAUGGCUCAUGCUGGGUGAGUUGUUGGUUUGGUAGGUUGUUGAGUGGGUGGGUUUGUGGAUGGAUGAGUUGGUGAAUGAAUGAGGGAACGAACGAGCGAACGGAUAAAUGAAUUCAUACUUGUAAAAUACGCUAAAGCUAUCUGUUUAAUGUUAAUCUGCUUGUUUAGUAGACAUAUUAAAUUCUGCAAGCAGAAUACUGCAAUGCUGAUCGUACUACGUGAAAAUUAACUCUGCAAGACAUCAACACACGACACCGAAAGAACUCAAGACAGAGCGGGAUUGUUGGGAUUGUUGCAGUCCUUUGUGGUUAAUGUUUGUGCUUGUUUCGAUUUGUUUAUUUUUUGUUAUUAUUGUUAUAAUAAUAAUAUUAAUAAUAAUAACAAUAAUAAUAAUAAUAAUAAUAAUAAUAAUAUAUAUAUAUAUUUUUUGUUUUUCAGGAAGUACUAAGCGCGGAACGGGAGAGCUUAUCAUGGAUGGUGUAGAAGAGAGAAACGCAGACCAUGUAACAAAUCACGCUCAAUAUGUAGAAAUUAAUGACAUUCACUCUUAUGAGCUCAAACGUGACGACAUUAAGUUCGAAAGAUUGGUAGGAAGUGGCAACUUCGGUGAAGUUUUUAAAGCCACUAUUGACAACAACACGGCGGCUGUCAAAUCUCUCAAAGGUAAGAUAUAUGUCACACUGCCUUGCUUCUGUUUACACUUCACGUCCUGUUCGCUUUGGUUUCCCGAUCAAUCUGCAAACACGAAACGGCAAGUAUUCACUCUCCGUCUUUGGGUCUCUGAACAAUCUGAUCAUCAUUACAUGUUGGAAAACGAGAUCGCUGUUCACAGUUUCGGGAUUCUUAUACUCUGUUACAUACCAAACUAGUAGUGUAUAGCCUGUAUAGUUCGGUUAUUCGAACUCGCAGAAAGGAACAAAACUAAACUGAGUACAGCCUCGUUCCAAGUCGUCAUCGGCGGGAACUGAUAUCACUCACAGAGGUUAUCGCGAAACUUUGGCUCCAGGCCUCGUGCGAAGUGGCCCGGGUCUGGGGACGAGGGGGCUUCCAAGUUUUAUCCAUUUUGGUUUUCGUUUUUUGCAUUACUUGCAACUACCUUCUUCCCAGUAUCCUGUGAUACUCGUCUCAGGGAGACGGUUGGAAAGGAAGGUCAUGGCAACAACGUUGUAGUGCACCAUGUGCAGUAUUUGAAAUAAACCACCGAAGCACUGUGAUUAAAUGUUGACUGUUUUAUCAGAUUUAAUUGUCAUUUAAAGGAAGUGCCAGUGCUAAAGAUAAACAGGACAUGGUUAAGGAAUUGAAUGUGAUGAAAAGUCUGAAGCCCCACCCUCAUGUCUUGAAGCUAAUUGGCUGCUGUAGUGUCAGUGGUAAGCCAGGUCCUACAUCACUUGUGUGUUAAAAUAAUAAUGAAUUAUUUUAAUCGGUUCUUUUUUUUUGUUUGUUUUAUAAACCAAAGCUUUUGAGAUCCUCUGCAUUAAUCGUCUCGGAGCCAAGGAAUAUUGAAAGCUUCUAUUAUAUGAAAGCCUCCUCCCUUCUCAUCGUAAUUUCAAUAGCGGGACAAACAUAUACAAACUCAGAAACGCGAUUCAACUAGAUACUAAGAAAAAAAAAGCGUGGGACGUUUAAAAUUAAGAAUCUGAAGUGUUGCUUGACUUUAAUCUUUUACCCAGAGGAGUGAAAAUGUAAGAUCUUGCUUCCGCCUGUUCGUGAACAACUGCGUGCGAAAGAAAAUAGCCUAUUAUUUACGUUUUUUUUUGUUUGUUUGUUUGUUUUUAUGGCUGGCCGGCCGGAACGGAUCAAGUUAUUCACGUUUAUACUUCAUAUAUUUGUCUGUAGAUCCCCUUCUAAUUGUGUCUGAGUAUUUGCCAUAUGGUGAUUUACUUGGAUAUCUGAGGAAGAGCAGAGGUCAUUCCGACAACUACAACACAGGAGAGAAGAAACCCGCCUCUAAGCUCACAGCCAAAGAUCUCUUGUUCUUCGCAUGGACGAUAGCUGAUGGGAUGCAAUAUUUGGCCACAAUGAAGGUAAGAUGAAACGAUGUCUUUAGUAAUUUUUCUGCUUGUACAAAGUACUACUGGAUGGCAUGCAAAGUCUAUGGGGCAACUAGCUGCGAUGUUGAAAGAACGGUAAAUCAGAAUCAGUCGUUGUCAAAAGGCGAGUAAUCCUUUGAGGCUGGUACAGACUUGUAUGACUAAUAUAUAUGCACUAAAGUGGACCGAUAUAUUUUGUUUAUACAUUCCUCGUUAUUGCACAAACCUUUGCAAAAACUGAAACUGAAUCUGACUACCCGCUGCUACAAGGAACCAAACUUAUUCCUUUAUCGUUUUUCCAGUUAUAAGUAGUUUUAUACCUUGACUAGUUCACAGCAACGCGCAACUGUUCUUUUUUUGUUUAUUUAUUUAUUUAUUGGUUUUAGUUUUAAAUGCGCCCAAGUUGGUUAAAAAAUCCAUCACAAAAGUAUUAUUUCAGGCAGUGAUUCCCAAUCGAGUUUGUGUUAUUUCAUAGCAUUCAUUUCUCCUUAUUUGUUUGUUUUUUUUUUUAGGUCGUCCAUCGUGAUUUGGCUGCUCGUAACAUUCUUGUUGGCGAGAACCAAGUGUGCAAAAUUUCUGACUUUGGACUUGCGCGUGGUGUAAAGGGUGACAUUUACGUGCGGACAUCACAGGUAGCGUAUCAUACAUUUGCAGCGCAAUAAAAAAUACAUUUAUCUUCUUUUUUUGCGAUUUUGAUCGGGUUAUUCUGUGCUGUUGCUUAUCGUUUUAUUAAUGAUGGUCCACUUGUUCUUGCUUUACAAAGGCUCGUCUUCCAGUCAAGUGGAUGCCCCCAGAGUCUCUUUUUCACGGUGAAUCCAGCACAAUGAGUGACGUGUAAGUCGUCUUUCUUCAUUUCUCCCUUUUUUUUUUCCCGGUUUUCUUCAUAUCUCUUGCCUUAGGUCUUGCUUACUGACAGAAUAUAUCAUCUGUUUGCACAGUUUAUUGGAGGCAGGAGUUGCACUUUGUCGAUCAAAGAGGGGGUGAGGGUGGCUUGACGGUAGUGCGAAGUCUUUAACAAAACCCAGCUACGUUCAGGAGGGUUCCUUAAAAUUUAUCAGGGAAAAAUCGUUGAUACAUGCAACCAUAUUCUUCUAGUGAUCAAUAAAAAAAUUCGGGGCACCCAACGAGAAUAUAGUUCAAAACCAUUUAAACCUGGCAUUGAUGAAGGUAUUUUAGUAUUUAAACGGUAGACAUAGGCAUAUUUUUUAUCUCCUCAAUAAUUUUCAUCUGUUCGGAUUUCCUAGCUGAAAGUCUAGUGAUCCGAAAAUUAUAGGGAUCAAAACUUACCUUUUCGAAAAUUUCAGCCAGAAAAAAGGAUCCCGGAAAUUCUAGGUGACCUUUUUAGGGUAAACAUCCGUUAAAAAUGGGCAAUUAUACCAUUUUUUAUAUGUUCGAAAAUCCUAGGAGAGGCAGGCUAGCAAGANCUUGUUUUUUUUUUUUUUUUUUUUGACAGGUGGUCAUAUGGAAUUGUCCUAUGGGAAGUUUUUACAAUUGGUAAUAAAAAACGAUCGUUUUUUCCAUAGACUGCAAAACAGCCCGUAUGCUUGCACAUGUCAAGAACUCAAAAAGGCGGUCGAAGCGUCUGGAGAACACCCCCAAAAUUGGUUUUGCGGGAAAAAAAGACGAUGGAAUAAGAACAACAGCAACACGACGACGACUGUUUUGGAGUCUAUUUUUAAUUUGCUACAUCAGUUUCUAAAUAGAAAUGUUUAUAAUCCAUUAAAUAUCAUAAUAAUCUGAGAGUGUCUUAUUUGUCACAGGUGAUUCUCCGUACCCCGGCUUCAACUCCCAAAAAGUGACUUCUCUGAUUGAAAAAGGAUAUCGAAUGCAACGGCCUGUCCAUAUCUCUGAGGAAUUGUGCGUUAUUAUAGUCUAUUCUUUACGUUUCUUACCUAGAACUAAGUAUACAAAUCCUCAAAAGUGAGAACCUAAAGGGGUCCUUAGUCUACUUAAAUAGCAUUCGAAAUAGACAUCAUCUGACUAACAAACCUGACAGGACGGCGCAGUCAUCUCCUCUCCUACCCCCAACCCUACCACCUAACCUCUCUCCUUGAGAUUCCCUUUUACGGGUAUUAAAAUCCACUUAACAGUUAAUGCUACAUGGAAAGGAAGUCAAAACAAGUAUUUGAGAUCAAACCUGGGAAUCGACCUCUCACCUAGAAGGAGUGACUCUUACCGACUGUGUCAGUCCUUUAAUUUUAUUUUUCAGCAAGUUCAGUAUGAUCACAUUUGUCAAUAGAUAGGUUUAUUGGUGGCCUCGAUGGAUUGAUGGAUAGAUUGACAAGUGGAAGGAUAGAUAAUAUUGGGAAUGAAAGUUUUAACCACAGACAACUUCCGUCGUUUUAAGACACCCUUGGGACGGUGGGGUAUAGUACGUAAUAGCAAGUGUUAUCGGUGAAACAACAGUAAUGUAUUUUUGCUGAGCGAAUUAUCGGGUGUCCAUAUUAACAAGGUGGCCUCAUGGUGAGAGUUGACUUUAAAAGUUUAACUUAUAGAAAGGCUGGAAGUCGUAAGGUCACGUUACCAUGGUAGCCAUUGACCGUCUCGGUCAAGAAAAUAUUGUUGAGAGCCAGAAAUUUUGCUACCAUGGCAACGUGACGUCACACUUCUCCUCCUAUUACCACGCUGUUUGGUUGCUCUAUCGAUCGAAUUAUUUGUUUCUUACAAUCAGUAACUGAAAGUGCUAUAGGUGUUACGAAAAGAGGCAAAAUUUCCAUGCAUGGAAACAAAAAUGCUACAAUGUUGUCUAAUUUUCAGAUUUUCCGUUCUGACUGAAUGCUGGGCUGAGAAUCCUAAAGAGCGCCCUUCUUUCCAGUGGAUCUGUGCUGCUGUUAAGAGACUAAUGAAAGACAAAAAGGUAAAGAGAUAAGAACAUGUGAGUUAUUACCAAGCGUGAGGUCAGGAUAGCUGGUUAUUUACCUUGGGUUUUUGUUGUUUGUUUGUCUGUUUUUUUGUUGAUGUUGUUUGUUGAUGUCAUCAUUUACGUAGGGUUUUUGUGUUUGUUUGUUUGUUUUUGGUUCGGAUUUGGUUUUGUUGAUGUUGCUGUUGUUUUGUUCAUUUCUGUUUAAUUUUUCUUAUCUUGUUUUGUUUUACUGUGUGUUUUUUUUAAAUAAAUACAUAAAGCGUAAACUGCUUUGUGAUUGGGAUCGAGGAUAACAUUCUUGAAUGACCUGUUUUACUUUCUCUUGUUGCUUUUUUAAACAGGUUCACCUUAACCUUGAUGAGUAUAACGAUGAAGAUUAUGUCAAUUUUGAUAUGAUUGAUGAGAAGCUUUAA